AUGGCUCAGACUGGGAGUGCCCCGAAACGCCUUGCAGUUCUGUUAUCCGGCAGCGGCAGUACCCUCCAAAAUCUCAUAGACCGAAUUAAGAGUGGCGGACUUCGGGGUGCUGAGAUCGGUGUGGUAUUAUCAUCACGUAUCGAUGCGGGAGGUCUACAGAGAGCUAGAAAUCACGGCAUACCAACAGUUGUGGUGGAGUCGAAGAACUAUCGUAAACAAAUUCCUGAUCUCCCCGUCACUCUGCAAGAGAUCCUCUGUUUCAUCAGGAAGACUACACCUGAUUGGGAGGCAAUGUCUCGGGCGGUGACUGAGGCCCUGAUGCCGUUCAAACCGGACAUACUCAUUCUGGCUGGCUUCAUGUGCUUAUAUCAUCUGCCACCAGAGUGGAGGGAGGGCAAAUGCUUGAACAUACACCCAUCGCUCAUACCAGCGUUCAGUGGCGAGGGUAUGUAUGGCAAUCUCGUCCACCAAGCAGUGGUUAAGCGCGGCGUUAAAGUCACUGGAUGCACAGUUCAUUUCGUCACCAAUGAAUACGAUGCUGGUCCUAUCAUACUGCAGAAGGUCUGCGAAAUUUCAUCUGGGGAUAGCUGGGAGGCCGUUCGCGAUAAGGUGGCUGUUGCGGAACGAGAAGCAUACCCCGCGGCGAUCCAACUUCUCGUUGAUGGAUGUCUGAGAGUUGUAGACGGCAUCGUUGAGAUUAUUGAGGCCCCAUAG
Messenger RNA from Perkinsus marinus ATCC 50983, 714 nucleotides. RefSeq names its product Phosphoribosylglycinamide formyltransferase, putative. Gene Ontology annotation, molecular function: phosphoribosylglycinamide formyltransferase activity. Gene Ontology annotation, biological process: 'de novo' IMP biosynthetic process. The transcript is spliced from 5 exons. The record is from RefSeq and is a predicted model, not a curated record. Gene Ontology annotation, cellular component: cytoplasm. Bases 1 to 714 code for a protein of 237 amino acids. Lineage: Eukaryota; Perkinsozoa; Perkinsida; Perkinsidae.